GCGCCGUACUGAGCCGGCACGUGUGCUCGUACGAGUGCAUGACAAUCAGCUGAGAAAACUGAGAGCAGCUAUAACCCUAUCCUCCCGGCGAAUCCGAGUGUGUGGAGAGGCACCUUCAUUGCAAGCACUCGUGUAGUACAACAGCAUGAGCGUGUCGGAGGGCGCGGGGCGCUCGGUGUGGCGGCUGGGCGGCGCGGCGCAGCACACGCUGGUGGUGGCGCCCCGCGAGCAGCUGGCCGGGCCCAGCGCCGUGCAGCUGCCGCCGCCCGAGCCGGCGCCCGGCCUCAUCCUGCCCGACGGCUCCAUCAACUGGGGCUGCCCGUGCCUGGGCGGCAUGGCCACGGGCCCGUGCGGCGCGCAGUUCCGGGAGGCCUUCUCCUGCUUCCACUACAGCGAGGCGGAGCCCAAGGGCAGCGACUGCUACGAGAAGUUCAGCGUCAUGCAGGACUGCAUGGCGCAGUUCCCGCAGCUCUACGACAAGGACGACGACGACGACCCGGCCGGCGCGCUGCAAGCCGCCGACCCGCCGGCCGCCGACCCGCCGGCCGUCGACGCGCCCGCGGCGCCACAGGCCGCCGACGCUCCGCGCGAUGCCGUCGGCGCGUCGCACUAGGCCGCCGCGCGAAUGGAACCCCCGCCGUGUUCCGACGUGAACUAACCUCGCGAGUGUCGCCACUGCAACGUCAGAGUAAAGUGAACCCAAUGCUAUGGCUGUAAGGACACUCAUUGCUCACGAUGCGCAAUGUAGCAAUGAGUGUGCUUUGUGAUCUGAGGCCAGCCGGGUGUUGCGCUGUCGUAGCUGCGUGGUCGCGUGGCGCUCCGCAGUGUUCAGUCUGCUCGCGGCGGGCGGCGCAGCGGCAGGCGCGCGUUUGUUGCGCGUCUGUUGCGCGUCUGUUAAGAAGAAGAGAUUAGUUUUAGUGUUUUGUGAACGCAUCGCGACUCGUGCCGCUUAUUAUAUUCAGUCUGAUAAUAUGUAUACACUCUACUUUCAUAUCAAGUAAACCAUAAUUAUUAAUAUUUAUUGUACAUAUGUUUUAAUUAAAGUAAAUAUAAAAAAAUAAAUUCCUACGAGUCUGCUUAUUUUAUUUGUUUUACUAUAUUAAAAACAGACUUAACACUAAAAAUAAAUUAAAGGAUUGCUUACGCAAAGUGAGAAUGAAUAGAGUUCAGGCAAAACGAGUGAAUCGAUGUUCGAGUUUUGAUAGCAAUAGCCGGCUGUCAGAAUGUAACAAACCAAUUACUUUGAUUUUACAAGGUUGUUAUCAAUACAAUUAUUAUAAAAACA
Pararge aegeria (speckled wood butterfly) is the source of this 1285-nucleotide messenger RNA. Its product is annotated as mitochondrial intermembrane space import and assembly protein 40-B. Gene Ontology annotation, cellular component: mitochondrial intermembrane space. The coding region runs from base 146 to 613 and encodes 155 amino acids. The transcript is spliced from 3 exons. Gene Ontology annotation, biological process: protein import into mitochondrial intermembrane space. Lineage: Eukaryota; Metazoa; Arthropoda; Insecta; Lepidoptera; Nymphalidae. The record is from RefSeq and is a predicted model, not a curated record. Gene Ontology annotation, molecular function: protein-disulfide reductase activity.